This is a messenger RNA of Momordica charantia (bitter melon), 625 nucleotides long. Lineage: Eukaryota; Viridiplantae; Streptophyta; Magnoliopsida; Cucurbitales; Cucurbitaceae. The record is from RefSeq and is a predicted model, not a curated record.
GAGUGGAAGCCAGAGGAUUCAUGUUUGGCCCUUCAAUUGCCUUAGCCAUUGGCGCAAAGUUCGUCCCUUUAAGGAAACCCAGAAAGCUUCCUGGCGAGGUAAUUUCAGAAGCUUAUGAUUUGGAGUAUGGAAAUGACUGCUUAGAAAUGCAAAUUGAUGCUGUGAAGCCUGGGGAACGUGCAUUGGUAAUUGACGAUUUGGUGGCCACUGGUGGAACCUUAUCGGCAGCAAUCAGACUUCUGGAACGGAUGGGUGCUGAAGUGGUUGAAUGUGCUUGUGUCGUUGGAUUACGUGAAGUUAAGGGACAGCGUAGGCUCAAUGGAAAGCCACUUUAUAUCCUUGUGGAGCCACGUCAGUUGGAUGAUGGUUGUUUUUAAGGUGGGGCGGGGCGAUAUUGCUUCUKCUUAGGCUGAGAUUGAGAAGAUGAUGCUUGAGCAAACAGGGUGAUGAUUCCUGCAAUCAAGUUGGAGCAGCGAUUAAUGAAUUUGGGUCCCCAUUGUACUAUUUUUUAGUGCUAAAUUAUGUGUCCUUUCCCCAGGCUGUUAUUUCAACAAAAUCUUGAAUGAACAAACUAUUCUCAGAUUCUGAUAUUAAAAAAAAAAUCCAUGAUGUCUCAUUUCUUGUA